Eurytemora carolleeae is the source of this 2353-nucleotide messenger RNA. RefSeq lists its product as uncharacterized. NCBI's taxonomy places the organism in Eukaryota, Metazoa, Arthropoda, Copepoda, Calanoida, Temoridae. Bases 293 to 2275 code for a protein of 660 amino acids. The record is from RefSeq and is a predicted model, not a curated record. Gene Ontology annotation, biological process: DNA recombination; DNA integration. Gene Ontology annotation, molecular function: DNA binding. The transcript is spliced from 2 exons.
UUCAAACAAAGUUUAAGAUGUUUCUGGUUUCAUCUAUUUCAGCCUAAACGAUAAUUUUAAUAUUUUUCUUAUGUAACUCAAUUUUUCAGUCAAGGGUAAUCUUUUACUCAUAGUUUACUCAAAUCUAAACCUACAUUAAUCUUCUGCUUAUUACCUUACUCAAUUCCAGUUUUAUGUUUGCUUAGUUCCCUUUUAACUGCAGCCUUUCUCAGAAAUUCUCAAACUUAUUUUCUAACUGCAGCCUUUCUCAGAAAUUCUCAAACUUAUUUUCAAACUCUCCCUAUUUUUAGUUAUGCCGCCGGCUCGCACAGUUAUCCGCAGCGCUGCAGGGUUUUCGGAUCCCUCAGACUUAUCUCUAUCAGUUCUACGGGACCUUUCAGUCAACUCAAUCAGUGAUUUUGACACUGUUCUCUUAACCGAAGUCAACUGGAACAAAAAGACUCUCGGUUGCCUGUCCGUCUCCCUUUUAGCAGACAACCUGAGAGUGGAGGAGGCCACAUUCCACCUGCUAGGCAGCCUCUGGGACCGCAAGUCAUUCCACGCAGCCUCUAUGUGGACCACAAUUAACCCAACUCAGCUGACUAUUUCUCUCCCGGAUCUUUCCGCGUUCUCAUUUCCCCCGGGUUCCCUCUGUUCCAACUACCUCUCUUCCGAAGAUUUGGAGUUCGAGUUCUCUCAAGGCGGUCAACUGGUUCCCCCUAAUCUAUACCAGGCGACCAACCUGUCCUCCUUCUGCCUCAGAUCUUUUGUACAUCCAACUUCAGACUGCUACGCCAAGGUCCAAUUCCUCAUCUUCCCGUUCCCUCUUUCCGUUCUAGCCAAAAAUCCUCUCUACCUAGAUGAGAACUUUCCGGGACUUAAACUAGCUGAUUACGAAUUCCCACUAGCUCCUGCAGCUCUGUUAUCUCCCAUCAACGACUCCUGGGGGUUCCCUCUCGCCCCUGCAGUCUUUCCUGGUGCUGAUUGGAACGACAGUGCUAGUGUGCCGUCUGGUAUCCGACUACGUAUAGCCCUGUCUCAACUUCUCAGGUCUCCAAUUCUUCCUGAGGUUAAAGCCAACAUUUCAGGCCUCAAGCAACGUUAUGCGCAAAUACUGGAGAAAGGCUCCAGAACCUUCAGGACUAAGUUUCCUCCUAUGAUCUGGCCUCCAGCUACAACUAUUCCUGCUACAGAUCUACCUGCUCAAGUCAUUGGUUCACCAAGGGUCAUUCCAUGCGCUGUUUCUGGUUCAACCAAGUACGGUCCUCAGGGCCUGUUUUCCCCCGGAUCAUUUCACCAGCUCUCCACGGACCCAGAGCUCAGUCUUCUUCUAUGCAAUCUAGCAAAUCAUUCCUUAACUAAAAGUACUUGGAGUACUUACAAGACCUCAUACAAAAUGCUCCUACAGUGCUUUAAUAAUGAUGUUUCCUUUCCCUUAAGUCAAAUGUCCAUCAUCACAUAUAUUGGCUGGCUAGCGAGUAGGGGUCUUGCCAUCUCUACUAUCAACUCAUACCUUGCCGGUCUUAGACAAGUACAUCUUGUCCUGGGACACAAUGUUCCACAUCUCAGAUCCGAUAUUGUAACUCAAAUCCUUGUUGGGAAAAAGAAUUUUGACUCUAUUGCUCCAUCUUCUAAACCUGUCAGAAUGCCUAUAACCCCUACUUUGCUGAGAAUCCUCAAAAACGCCAUUAAUAAAGACCACCUUCCUUACUUCGACAAGAGAUUAUUCUGGUUCCUUUGUGUAGUGGCCUUUCACGGUUCCUUUAGAAUGGGUGAAUUACUAACCCGUCAUCCAAAUCACUUUGAUCCAAACUUCUCACUGCUCGGCCAACACAUUGUUUCCAGUCCAAAUAUUAUUAAUAAAGAACCAUCAUCUUUUUUGGAGAUCACUCUCACCUCGUCCAAGAUCAGUCCCACUACAGCCACAGUAAUUGAUAUUUACCCUACUGGCAGUGAUAUUUGUCCCAUCAGAGCACACAACAAAGUUAUAAGUCUGCAGAAACUGCAACAUGACUUACCAGCCUUUAGGCUACUUUCUGGCAAAAAUAUUACUCCGGCGCUAUUCAACAAAAAACUCAAAUACUGGUUGACAGGUUUCAUCGAUUUCUCUGUAUGCUCCGUGUCCGGACACUCUUUCAGAGCAGGAAUCCCAACUAUCCUAGCUUCCAUGGGCUAUGCUAGCUCGGAUAUCAAAUCUGUAGGCAGGUGGUCUAGCAGAGCCUUCCUUCUGUAUACAAAGCUCCCUAGAACCAAACGUAUUGCCAUGGCACAAGCCCUCGGGAACCUCAAUAUUUGAUUAUGUAAUCUGCCUAGCUAUUCUUGUGUCAAUUAUUUUUAAAUUUUAACACAUAGCAGUUACUUGUAACAAUAUACA